Corticium candelabrum is the source of this 1736-nucleotide messenger RNA. RefSeq names its product cilia- and flagella-associated protein 53-like. The transcript is spliced from 8 exons. The coding region runs from base 29 to 1582 and encodes 517 amino acids. The record is from RefSeq and is a predicted model, not a curated record. NCBI's taxonomy places the organism in Eukaryota, Metazoa, Porifera, Homoscleromorpha, Homosclerophorida, Plakinidae.
CCUAGCAACGCAUGUCCCGGAUUACACCAUGGCGACGGCGACCAAGCGUCGAAAUCGUGAAAGUCACGGUCCAACGCCGCACUCAGUGGCUAUUUUUGCUAGACCUAGUCUAUCAAAGCCAGCAGAACAUUUGAUUCUCGAGCGAAGAAAACGAGAAGAAGUGAGAGAUCUAGCAGUGUCACAAGUUGAAUACAACAAGCAGUUUGAUCUGAAGUCGACAUGGGAACGCGCUACCGACAAGAAAAUUCAAAGGAAUACAGUAAAUAGGCGUGUUGAUGAAAUAAUGGCAGAGAGAGAAGCUCAUUUGGAUGCCAGACGGGAGAAGCUCCGGAUUAUUUUGUCUACUGAAGAAUACAAUUAUAUAGAAGAAAUGAAGAACAAGGAAGAGACGGGGCUAGAACGUCAAGCAAGAAUGAGAGAAAGGGCAAAACAGUUGAAGGAGCAAAGGGAAUCUGAACGACUGAAAACUGUUGAGGAGAAACUGGACCAGCGCUGGAGAGCACAAUGUGAAGAGUUGAGAUCAGUGGUGUCAAAGCAGACUGUUGUGUCUGUUUCCAGGGAGAGACAACAGCAAUUAAAGCUGAAGGAAGAGGCAAGAAAUAGACAACAUGAAGAAGAAGAAUUUUAUGCUGACAUGUGGGACAAGGAUCGACAGGCCAAGAUGAAACGUGAGGAACUGGAAAUUGCUCUUCAACAUGAAAGAAAUACAGAAAUGGUGCAGAUUCUUAACAUUCAGCUGGCAUCACUGGAGGAACAGAGACUAGAGACAAAGAGACUGAAGGAACAAGAAGCAGAGCUGUGUAAAGAACAAGAAAAGUUGAGAAAGUUAGAGGAUGAAAGAAGGCAACAAGAAAAGAAAGAAGAACAGCAAGAGACAAGAAGAAUGCUGGCUGCAUCACUUAGAAUGAAGAUGAAGAAACGAGCAAGAGAGGUACAGGAGCAGCUUGCUAUUGAUAUGAAGAUCUUAGAAGAUCUGUUGGAACAGACAAGAAAUGAAGCACAGAGCCAACUGCAAAGAAAGAAAGAGUUACGAGAAGAAAUGCUUCGAUACCGGGAGCAUUUGGAAGCCGUUCGUAAGGAAGAAGAAAAGAGGGAGAGAGAGCUGGAUGAAAUGUUAAACAAUGAAAUGGAGAAAAUGUGGCAGAAACGUGUGCAACAAUGGAAGAAGGAAAGAGAGGCGAGAAAGAAGUUGAUGAGCGAUGUUUUGAAAAGUCGUGAGCAGCAGGUCAAGGAAAGAUUGGAGAUUAAUUGGAGGGAGCAGGAAGCUGCUUGGAAAGAGCGGGACGAGAUCCUACGUAACAUUGAGGAACAUCGACUGCUGGAAGCAGAACAAAUUGCUCAAAUAAAAGAUGAACAGAAGCGCUACCAGAUGGACUUGCUGCAGCAGAUAGAAUAUCAACGGUUGUUAAAGGAGAGGGAACAGAUGGAAGAGCAGAGAGAGUUUGAAUUAGGACAGGAGGCGGAGAUGGAGUACAAAAGGAGGCUAGUAACUGCGGUGGAGAAGACACCUACUGAAAAGCAACACCCAAUGAGAAUGUUCUCUCCCACUGUAGACGGAAAGCACAGGCGUGUUGACGUGUAGCUGACACUGCAAUAAUUCAAUUACAAAAGGUAGAGAAACUGUCAGUAUUUAGUUGUCUACACAUUUAGCUGCAAAACACAUUUCAAUAUUUCAUUGUAUUUGAAAGGGUGAGAUCAACUAGAGUCUAGUCUUUAAUUGACAAUGUAUUUGGAAU